CUCCAGACAGACCCUUAUAAAAGUUUACCAGGGUUUUUCUGCAUGGUAAUUAUGCAGUUUUCCCUUCCUCCCCUAGGGUUAUACUACUUGGCGAUGUCAUAACUCCUUGCCGUGGUCCACUGUGAUGUCACUAGAUGAAUUGUGAUGUCACACACCACUAUUUUUGUAAUAAUUUUUUUUAUGAAAUCAUCAACAGCAGCCACAGUUCCAGCUCCACACUGUAAAGCUUGGAGUGUGUUGAGUUGCGUGUACCUGUACCAUUAAAAAGCACAUCAGGACAGUGACGAUGAAUGGAAAAGGCUAACUUGCUGCGUGGUUUGUAUCCAGUGCCCAGCCUUGGCUCUGUCAGCGCAGUCUUGAGGAGGAGGAGCUACAGGUUCCAGGUGUCUCUGCUGCUGGAUGAGCUGGCCCAUGUUCCCCUGGUGAACGGAGUGCUCUUCUGCAAGGUCAGGCUUCUGGACGGGAGCUACAAGCACGAGUCUAUGAGGUACAUUAACAUGAGGAAAGAGCCCACUCUGCAGCAGAGCUCAUCCGCUUCCUAGCAGCUGAUUAGAUUCAGAACCUCAAAGUUAAAGGAUCCUAAUGAUUCAGCAUCACCAUUGUGGCUUGGUAACCCUUGGUAACCUUUAAUAACCCUUGAUAACCCAUUCCAUACCCUCACUGCCCCCUGUGUAAAGAAGUGUCUCCUACCCUCUGUUCAAAGUCUGUCUCCACUUCCAA
Acipenser ruthenus (sterlet) is the source of this 720-nucleotide messenger RNA. RefSeq names its product EEIG family member 2-like. The coding region runs from base 291 to 542 and encodes 83 amino acids. The transcript has 2 exons. NCBI's taxonomy places the organism in Eukaryota, Metazoa, Chordata, Actinopteri, Acipenseriformes, Acipenseridae. The record is from RefSeq and is a predicted model, not a curated record.